This is a messenger RNA of Drosophila grimshawi, 1711 nucleotides long. RefSeq names its product cardioacceleratory peptide receptor (gene CCAP-R). The transcript is spliced from 6 exons. Gene Ontology annotation, cellular component: membrane. Lineage: Eukaryota; Metazoa; Arthropoda; Insecta; Diptera; Drosophilidae. Bases 25 to 1527 code for a protein of 500 amino acids. Gene Ontology annotation, molecular function: vasopressin receptor activity. Gene Ontology annotation, biological process: G protein-coupled receptor signaling pathway. The record is from RefSeq and is a predicted model, not a curated record.
AAGCUAAGACAGAAUAUAGCCGGCAUGUUGCAUCUACGGCAAUUCGAUAGCUCGCUCUAUUACACUCUGGCUUCCAUGUCAUCGGGCAUGCUGCCACCCCCUCAGGCGUCCAAUGGCAGUCAGCUGACGUUGACUGCUACAGCAACUCCAGAGCCAAUGGAGGCUGCAGCAAAUAUGACAUAUUUCACACCUGCGAUCUCACACAUGAUGCUGGCGCCAACGCCAACGACUGCCAGCGGAGCCCAGACGACAGCGGCGACAAUGGCAGCAGCAGCAGCAACAACAACAACAAUAACAGCAACAACAACCAUAACACCGCCGGGCAGCGACUUCCAGGCGGCAGCGGGCGACAACUCAUCGUCGCCAUAUGCGGGUGAAUUGGACAACCUGAAUUCAUUCUACUUUUAUGAGACCGAACAAUUUGCUGUGCUGUGGAUACUCUUCACCAUCAUUGUGCUGGGCAAUUCGGCGGUUCUGUUUGUGAUGUUCAUCAACAAAAAUCGCAAAUCGCGUAUGAACUACUUCAUAAAGCAGCUGGCGCUGGCAGAUCUGUGCGUUGGACUGCUCAAUGUACUGACGGACAUUAUAUGGCGCAUCACCAUUUCGUGGCGUGCCGGAAAUCUGGCCUGCAAGGUCAUCCGUUUCUCGCAGGUCUGCGUCACAUACUCCUCUACCUAUGUGCUGGUAGCCAUGAGCAUUGACAGAUACGAUGCAAUAACGCAUCCCAUGAACUUCUCAAAGUCGUGGAAACGUGCACGUCACUUAGUUGCUGGCGCCUGGGUGCUCUCCGCGCUGUUCUCCGUGCCAAUACUGGUGCUAUACGAGGAGAAACUGAUACAGGGACAUCCACAGUGCUGGAUUGAGCUGGGCUCACCGAUGGCCUGGCAGAUUUAUAUGUGUCUCGUGUCGGCCACGCUGUUUGCGGUGCCUGCUCUGAUUAUAUCCGCCUGCUAUGCGAUUAUUGUGAAGACCAUAUGGGCCAAGGGCUCCAUAUUUGUGCCGACAGAACGUGCAGGUUUUGGAGCUGCGGCAACACGGCGAGCAAGCUCUAGAGGAAUCAUACCACGCGCCAAGGUCAAAACGGUCAAGAUGACGCUGACCAUUGUGUUUGUUUUUAUAAUCUGCUGGUCACCCUACAUUAUCUUUGAUCUGCUGCAAGUCUUUGGCCAGAUACCGCACUCGCAGACUAACAUUGCCAUAGCCACGUUCAUACAGAGCCUGGCACCCCUUAACUCUGCUGCGAAUCCACUCAUCUACUGUCUGUUCUCCUCGCAGGUCUUUCGCACGCUCAGUCGCUUUCCGCCAUUUAAGUGGUUCACCUGCUGCUGCAAAUCGUAUCGCAACAACUCGCAGCAAAACCGCUGCCACACAGUGGGUCGUCGUCUGCACAACAGUUGCGAUUCGAUGCGCACACUGACCACCUCCUUGACUGUAUCACGUCGCUCCACUAACAAGGCAAACGCACGGGUCGUCAUUUGCGAGCGGCCCAAUAAGGUUAUCACUGUGCCGGCUAUGUCGGAAGUAUGAUAGCUGGCGCAUUCGACACGCAAACGUUCAACGUUUGCGGUCCAUGGGCCGACAUCCUUCAGUGAUGCUGAAUUUCUAUAGUUAAAUACCAGGAAAAGCAUUUGCUACUGGAGGCUACACGAGGCUUAGACAAUAAGUGCAAUAGUUGUGUAUUGAUUAUGUAUGCGAAUUCAUACAUCUUUAA